This is a messenger RNA of Amyelois transitella, 3828 nucleotides long. RefSeq names its product protein deltex (gene dx). Gene Ontology annotation, molecular function: ubiquitin protein ligase activity; zinc ion binding. Gene Ontology annotation, biological process: Notch signaling pathway; protein ubiquitination. The transcript is spliced from 12 exons. The record is from RefSeq and is a predicted model, not a curated record. Gene Ontology annotation, cellular component: nucleoplasm. Bases 377 to 2077 code for a protein of 566 amino acids. NCBI's taxonomy places the organism in Eukaryota, Metazoa, Arthropoda, Insecta, Lepidoptera, Pyralidae.
UUCGUUUCGUGCGUGUUAGUUCGUUCGUUUUUGAGUUUGGUUUGGUCUUAUGUUUGUUUUGUGGCACUUUUCUACUUCUUUCGUUUUAAACUAUGUAUUUUUGUGUUGUUUUAUCAAUAACAUAGUAAACUAAGCUAAUCACAGUGACAAAACUAAGAUCCAAUACGUUAGUUUCGCUACGUUUAAUAAGUUGCUUACAUAGUUGUGUGAUGCUGUGUUUUCGACACCAAUGAAAGUGAUCGUGAUCGCUGUCGCCAAUUAAUAGUUUUAUCAAUUAGGAGUUAUAAGAUGAAGACAACCUCGUCACUAACAGAUAAACAGCGAAAAUUGAUAGAUACAUCUGUACUGCCAGUGUGCCAUACGAGGUGAUGCAGCCAUGUCAUCGGUGCACUGUGUGGUGGUGUGGGAGUGGCAGUCGGAGGGGCUGUGGCUGCCGCACACGCCGGGCGUGGCUCGUACGCUCGAGCGUGCUCACGCCAAGAAACUCACGCGCGUCGUGUUGGCAGACGCAGAUCCCGCACUAAAGGGGCAUUAUGUCAAUCUGAGAACGCUUACACAAUGUUCUGAUACGGGUGAUGGCGGCACCGUAGAGUGCCCGGUGCGGCGCUCGUGCUACAGCGUGCAGUCGGCGGGCGGGCGCGGCGUGCGCUGGGAGUGGAGCCGCCUCGGCCGCGACCAGCUGUGUGUGGAGCCGCUGCCCAUGGAGGUGCAAUGCCGCCUGGAGGAAGCGUGGUGCCGCGGCGCGGAGUCGCUGUCGUUCCUGGGCUGGAGCGCGUCGCUGCCGCGCAUGACGGCGCACGCGGCGGGCGCCGUGCGGCUGCUGCGCCGGCGCACGCAGCCGCCCUACCCGCUUACCAGGAGCGAGGCCGAACUUGCUACUAACACAGGUCGCCGCGCCCGCAUCCCACAGCAGCACACGGGGUCCAGCGUGCAUUCAUUGCAGUCCGUGCAGUCGGUGACCUCCGCCAACUCCGCGCUGAGCCAGCAAUGUAUAGCGCCCGCCGCGGUGCGCUCGGGCGGCGCUAGGAGCGCGUCGCCGCCGCGGAAGCCCGGGCUGGCGAGGCAGAUAUUGCACAAUUUGAACAUUUUCAGUCACACCAAAUCGGCGCAGACCCUGCCAUCGGACAACAAGCGCGCCGCCGACCUGGCCUCGGCCGAGGAGCCCCGCACCGACGACAGCGGCUCCGGCCGCAGGCACAGCGUGGACACAGUGUCUACCUACCUCAGCCACGAGAGCAAGGACAGCUUGCAGCAAGCUUCGGCUGGCUCCUUGCUGAACUGCAGCGCGGGCAGUGACGACGUGUUCAUCCCCACCGCGACUCUGCCUCCCCCCACCACACACGAGGAGGAGGUCCCCAUCUCCGACGGUAGCAUUGUUGGGCUGGACGCGGGCGCGGCGGCGCUGUGCGCGUGGGUGCGCGCGGCGCCGCAGCCGCAGUGGGGCGCGCGCUGCCCGGCCUGCGCGCGCGCACUGGCCGCCUCGCCGCCCGCCGUGGCGCUGCGCGGCUGCCAGCACAUGCUGCACCUGCACUGCCUCAACCGGCAGCUGCUGGCGCUGCGCGAGCGGCAGGAGGAGCUGUACAUUAGAUGCCUGCAGUGCGGCCGCGUGUACGGUCGGCCGGCGGCGGUGCCCGCGCCCGCGGCCGGCGCGCAGCCCGCGGGCGGCAUGGCGUGGAGCCUGCAGCCCGCCGCCGCGCUGCUCCCGCGCCACCCGCACGCCGCCUGCAUACUGGUGACGUACACGUUCCGCUCGGGGCUCCAGUCGGCGCAGCACCCGCGGCCCGGGGCGCCGUACUACGCGGUGGGGUUCCCGCGCCGCUCGCUGCUGCCCGACACGGCUCUGGGGCGCGCCGUGCUGCGGGCGCUGUGCGCCGCCUGGCAGAGCGGGAGGCUGUUUUCUGUUAGUACGUCCCGAACUACCGGGCGCGAGCACGUGGUGGCUUGGACGAUCCCCCCUCCCCCCUCCAGCCGCGAGCAGUACGAGCCGCCCGCCGACCCCGAGCGGCUGCUGGCCGACACGCUCGCCAACCUCAACGCGCUGCUCGCCCCCCCCACCCCGCCGCUGCCGGGGACGUGAUUCACCGUAUCGAUCAUAGAUGGCGUUGUGCAAAACAUACAUAGAUACAUAUAAUCACGUCUAUAUCCCUUGCGGGGUAGACAGAGCCAACAGUUUUAAAAAGACUAACAGGCCACAUUCAGCUGUUUAGCUUAAUGAUAGAAUUGAGAUUCAAAUAGUGACAGGUUGUCAGACUGUCGCCUAAAAGAAGAAUCCCAAGUAUAUAAGCAUAUCCCUUAGUCGCCUUUUACGACAUCCAUGGAAAAUAGAUGAAGUGGUCCUAUUCUUUUUUCCAAUGGUGCCGGGAACUACACGGCACGGCGUUGUGAAAAAUAUUGAAGUUAUCGCGUAUAGUAUUGUUAUAACGCCUUUUGCGUAGUAUGAAGUACUGCCACUGUUUAGUACGUGAACUCUAUACAUAGAUGGCGUUGUUUAGAAUAUAACAUUUCAAAGGGAAUCGAAAAUUUUUGAAUUUUGAAAUAACCGCCAGCUACUAUUCUUGCCCCGCUGAUUUGUACGGAAAUGAAUGAUUGAUCUCUGAUGGCGUUGUUAGCAAUUUUGAAGAGCAAAUAGCAUUAAAGUUUUAUAUCGACGUUAACUUUAUUUUGAAAGAGUAGUGAAGUGUUUUGAUUUUAAUGCGAGAAACAUCCAGAAUGCUUUAUUUUAAUGCGAGAAACAAUGUAAAACACCCUAAUUGCCUUAUUUUAUUUAAUGGUACAAACAAGAUAAAAAUCCAGAUAUUUCUGAAAUGCGAGAAACAAGGUAUCCAGAGAAUUUUAAAAAAAGUAUACAUAUUUAAUUAGGCAAUUUGCUCUCUUAUUUAGUCAACUCAGUAUUACAGAACUGACUGACUGCGUUAGGAUUUGCAUUUAUUUAUAUAAUUAUUACUCAUUACUAUUAUUUUAACCGUAACAUUUAAAAGAUUAUUUACUACCUUUUGUCCUUUACCCUUUACUGUAUUAAAUUUAGAAAAAGUCUGAUUUGAUGGUAGAAAGGAGAAUAGAAUUACCCAAUAAAAGUUAACUAUAGUUAAAAAAGUGGUUAUUUGGGUAAAUUGACCACAUAACAGCUAACGACCAAGUGUAAUAUUGUGACGUAUUUUAAGUGAUAUGUAAGUCUUCCAGGAUUGUUGUAAUUAUGUCUUCCUGCAUUUAUUUUACAAAUACCUGACUCAAAUGCUGAGUUGAGUUCCACUUUUAUUUCAAAGGUUUUGAGGACCAAAAUUGGACCAUUUAAUUAUCUGAUAAGUACCUAUAUGUAGCUGUAAAAUUUUAUCCUAAGUAAAUGUAAAUUCGCCAUAUUGUACGGGUAUGUCCGGUAUUUUUAUUAAGAAACUGGACCGAUUUUGAUACGAUCUUUUUUUUGUAAUAUUUACCAUCUUAUGAAGCUUGCCAGUAUGUGCCUUAUUAUAUUUGUAGUAGAAUCUAUAUUUGUAAAUAUAAUAAUUACUUGUAGGUAGAUAAAUAUUGUAAUAAUGUAUAGGUAUCGUCUUCCAGACUACGGAACUUCCAAUUUUAAGCUUUAUUCGAAAUAUUUUUUCUUAGAAAUAUUUUAUUUAUUAGUUAAAGUAAAGAAUGAUUAUGUUUAUCUUAUAAUUUUAAUUAACUUUAAGUUAGAAUAAUAAAAUAGCUAUUGUUAAAAGCGCCGAAGGUGUCUUGUUUGUAAGGCUGCUAGCUAAUGUUUUUGAUAUAUGACGAAAUACAUGAAGUAGCCCGGAACUAUGAUAUAUUUACAAUGGAAAGGAAAUAAUGUGUUACAUACAUAUUAAAUUU